AUUGCGUGCCUUAGGUGAUUUUUUUUUGCAGUCUCUGUAUUUUUCUGUUACUGCUACUUUUGUUGUUCCUCUUUCAUUUGAAGGAGUUACAGAUUUGUUUUUAUGAACCCUACUUUGUGAUCAGUUAAUGCUUAGUGAACUGUUAGUUCAUCAUAGAUAGAUGCCCCUCUUCCAGCCACAUGAUUACGUAUAUGUUAUCCGUUGGUUGGACUGUUAUGCACGAUUACUUUACUUGUAGAUUGUAAGGACUAAGGAUCAAUCAUUUUACUUGUGAUGUGAUGCUGUUUGAAACAAAUAAUUUAUUGUCCUUGAUGAAACUAGGGAUUUUCAACUAGAAUUUGGACGUGAUGUUACCUUUGCCACCACAGCUGAAGCUGUUUCCUCUGCUCCAGAGGUUAUGAAUCAGGAGAAGCUUGCUCUCGUCGAUACCACACAAAGGGAACUAAUUGGGCCUUUUGAUGAUUCAAUCAAUGCAUAUGAUGGUUCGGAGAUAAUAAUAGAUCCUCCCCAGGAACUUACCAGUAACCCCACUAUGUUCUGGGAUGACAUUAUUAAAGGUGUUGGUCAAGAAUUUGAUAACGUGAAGGAUUUCCGAGCUCAGUUGUGCAAGUAUUCCAUCGCGAAAGGAUUUGCGUACCGGUUCAUAAAAAAUGAAACCACCAGAGUGACUGUGAAGUGUGUUGGGGAUGGCUGCACCUGGCGAUUGCAUGCAUCUGAGUCAUCUCGUAGCAAGAAGUUUGUUAUCAAGAAAAUGACUGAUGUGCACACAUGUGGAGGAGAAGGUGGAGAGGGUCAGCGGCGAGCAACAAGGCAGUGGCUGACUACCAUCAUUAAGGAGAAACUGCGUGUGAAUGCAUCACUCAAGCCGAAGGACCUUGUCAAAGAAAUAUAUGAAGAAUAUGGAGUUCUGCUGACCUAUUCACAGGUUUGGCGGGGUAGAGAAGUGGCACAGAAGGAGAUGUUUCAUGUUAUGAGGGAGACAUUUGGCCAUUUGCCCUGGUACCGUGAUAGACUUUUUCAGACUAACCCAGGGAGCUCACUUGAAUUGUCUCAGACAGUGGAUACACGCCGUGUUUUUAUCGCAUUCCAUGCUUCUUUACACGGUUUUGCAAAUGGGUGCAGGCCCCUCCUUUUUCUUGACAAGGUUCCGCUCAAGGCCACAAAUGAGUACAAGUUGCUGGUUGCGGCUGCAGUUGAUGCAGAUGAUGGUGUCUUUCCAGUGGCAUUUAAUGUGGUUGAAGAUGAAAGUUAUGACAGCUGGGUUUGGUUCUUGAUGCAGCUGAGGAUUGCUCUCCAAUAUCACAGCUACCCAUUCAAUGCUAUGACAUUCUUGUCCAAUGGACAAAAGGGUCUGGAUGCUGCUGUCCCACAUGUGUUUGAAGAUAGCCACCAUGCCUUCUGUUUACAUCAUAUCAUGGAGGAAUUCAGAGGAGAACUGAGGAAGGGACCAUGGUCGCAACAGAUAAGAGAUGCGAUGGUCGAAGAUUUUACUCGUGCGGCCGAAGCAUGCAGCAUUGAUGAGUUUAAUGCAUCAAUUGAGAGCAUAAGGAAUAUAUCCACUGAAGCUGCCGACUGGAUCAUUGCGAGUAAGCCAGAGCAUUGGUCAGAUGCCGUCUUCACGGGCUGUCGGUAUGACCAUUUCUCAUCAAACAUUGUUGAUGCAUUUAAUAACUGGAUACCAACAAAGAAGGAGGGGUCCAUGGUGCUGAUGAUAGACUCUCUGAGAAUAAAAAUAGCGGAGAUAAUGGAAGCAAGGCGUGAAGCCUGCAAGUCAUGGGAAGGGCCUUUAACACCUUCCAUGGAUUUCAAAGCGCAGGGUGAGAUGUCGAAGGCUAGUAAGCUGACCGUGCUGUGCUCUUCCGAGACUGUGUUUGAAGUGCGGGGCAGUGGUAUUUUUGUUGUUAAUCUUGCAAAUUGGGAAUGCACAUGUCGGAGGUGGCAACUUUCUGGCCUCCCUUGUAUGCAUGCUGUUGCUGUGUUUAACAGGAUUGGACGAUCUUUCUACGACUACUGUUCCAAGUUUUUUAAAAUAGAGAGCUACCAUAUGACAUAUUCAGGAACAAUCCUCCCAAUUCCUGACAUGGAUACCUUUGAUUUUAGUGCCGGGGCAACGAUCCCACCUCCCAAGCCACGCACAUCAGAUAAACCAAGAAGAAAGAGGUUUAAUCCCAACAAGGUAACCACUCUUAUACGGCUCUGUAGCAGGUGCAAGCAGGCUGGCCACAACAAGGCAACGUGUGAAGCUCUUCUGUAGACAAAGCAAAUUCUUCAUCUGCAGUAUGUAUAGCAGGUUCACUUGGAGGUCCGAUGUGGUGAAAGAGAGUUCAUGGUAGUGGGCUCUGUAUUUAGAUGGAAGGACGGAGAUAACACGACAUCAUUCGAUAUGAUUUUGUUUAUAUGAAGGGUGUAACUUAAGUUCUGUAGCAAUGGACUAGAGAUGAUGAUCCGGUGCUAUCUUCUGGACAGUGUCGACUGAAAACAGAGUAGUCGAUGGUUAGCUGUUUAGUUAUAGCUGUAGGUUCAGUUAUUUUAUCCUAGUGUCAUAGUAUUAUUCUCAAAUUCUUGUGUAUGUCAUAGUUCUUGUAGUCAGUUAUUGCUCUGCAUAGCAGCUGUCUAUUGUGGCCAGGAUCACUCUUCCUUUUAGUCCAUCAAGCUUUGCUCUCUGUUCUGCUGGGAUCAUGUAUAGCAGAUAAUAAUGAUUCUGUGAGCACUUUGGAAGUAUAUACAUUCUCAUGAUUCGUGUGCAAA
Messenger RNA from Triticum urartu, 2748 nucleotides. The record is from RefSeq and is a predicted model, not a curated record. NCBI's taxonomy places the organism in Eukaryota, Viridiplantae, Streptophyta, Magnoliopsida, Poales, Poaceae.